UGGCAAUUAAAGAUGGCGUCCUCUGAAACAGGUUUGGUUUAAAAAACAGUCUUGAAUAAAAAUUUAAAAAAAAAAAAACUUUAUUUAAUCAGUUAUGAUUAAAGUGUCUUGAACAAUAAUUAUUUGACAACUUAGAUGUUUAACCUGCUAAAUUUUAAAAUAAUCCUUUGUAAGAUCUUAUUCGUUUAUUAUUAUGUAAUGCAUGCAUCUACUUACUGCCUUACUACUUACUGGGGACCGGGGAAAUUUCAAAUUAUGAAAAAGUAAAAGCGUCUAUUGACUUUUCAAGACUAUUGGUAAUUUACUACAAAUAUCUUCUAUGGACCUAUUUGUAGUUAACUACCAAUAGCUUCUAGAGAGCUAUUGGUAGCUCAGCUAAUCAAAUCAAAACAGUAGGGGCAGGGGGUUAGGGUUAAGGUCUCUUGGCUUUCAUAGGAAAAGCUUUACAAAAUGUUCAUGGAAAUAAAGCUCUUUAAAUAUAAUUUUAAACUGCUUUGAACUGCCUGAGUAAAGUGAUUUAAUUCUUAUUUUAAAUGACUUUUAGCUUUAUUUAAUUGAUAUUACUAACUUUAUAAUGAUAAUCUAUUUUCUUUACAAAUGACAGUACAAAGGCUUGACAUUUUAGCCCAGCCUCGAUCACAUCAUCCACAGUACAGGCAAAACAGGUGAAAUUUAUUCCAACAAUUUUGGUAUAACCCAUUGAAAGAUGAUUUAUUUUACAACUUGUUAAUGUUACCAAACAAAAAGUUACCAUAUACAUUAGAUUAUAAUAUUAAAUGGUUACUUUUUUUACAUGUAUGUGUAGACGGUCAGUGUAUUGGGUAGAUAAGGAGCCACCAAGAGGAGGACCAGAAGGGCACACUGUUAUUGGUGAGCAGAAUGAUUGAGCUUUAUAAGAUUAUAAAUAUGAAUUCUCACAGCAUAGCAAAUCAUCCAGACUUUAAAAAAAGACUUGUUAACUUAAGGCAAAAUAAUAUUUUUUUUUGUCUACAACAAAAACAUAAUUUCAUUUUUUAGUGUUCGUUCUAGCAGGAUUAUGAAUAAGCCUUUUGUAGAAAAGAACAGAAUAAUACUUAAGUGAAUGUUACAUUGAAGGAAUAUGAAAACUAUGACCUCAAAAUAAAUGUGUUGUUGAAAAUAACUUAUCUGUCUCCAUAGAUGCAUCACCGAGAGUUCAUGAGCUAGCGAAACACAAAACUGCUGAUCAGUGGAAACCUGACAGGUGAGUAUGCAUGACAUAAACCAUUGAUGAAAACCUAACAUGUCAAUAUACAUGACAUAAACCAUUGAUGAAAACCUAACAAUGUCAAUAUCCAUGACAUAAACCAUUGAUAAAAACCUAACAUGUCAAUAUACAUGACAUAAACUAUUGAUGAAAACCUAACAAUGUCAAUAUACAUGACAUAAACCAUCAAUAAUUAUAGCAUAACAUUUGCACUCUGAAUGUUUGUUGAUGCGUCAAGUGUCGAAAAUAGCUGCACAAUUUUUAAUGUUGAUGCGUCAAGUGUAAAAAAUAGCUGACCAAUUUGUAAUGUUGAUGCGUCAAGUGUCAAAAAUAGCUGACCAAUUUGUAAUGUUCCAACUGACUGGAGAACAGCGCAUGUCGAUUCAAUCGACAAAAAGGGAAUAAUUAUGACCCUGCCAACUAUCCCCCUGUAUCCCUCACGAGCGCAGUGUUCAAGCUAUUGGAACACAUAAUCGUAAGUGUUGUCAUGAAUCAUCUUGAAAGCCACAACAUACUCAAUGACUGUCACCAUGGCUUCCAAGUCAACAGAUCAUGUGAGAACCAACUCUUUGAAUUUGCUGAAGAAUGGAUGACCAAUUUGGAGAACAGCAAGCAAACUGAUGUGCUUCUCAAAGGCAUUUGACUGUGUCAAUCAUAGUUUUCUAUUGCGCAAAAUGAAGAGAUAUGGGAUCCAAGGCACUACCAAAACAUGGAUCUCUAGCUUCCUCAGCGACCAAUGCCAGGCAGUAGGGGUAGUUGGCACAACCUCCUCCUUUGUCGGUGUUAAGUUAGGGGUCUCCCAGGGCUGGGUACUGGGCCCCUGUUUGUUCCUAAACAUAUAUCAAUGACCUCUCAAGCAAGACUGUUUGUAGAGGACACGGCGGUGUAUAGGACGAUCACCAACAAUUCUGACCAGGACCUCAAUCAGUUAGCAGAGGGGCUGAUGAGCUGGGGCAUGGAAUUUCAUCCCGCCAAGUGCCAGACCCUGUCAGUCUCCAGAAGCAGAUCCCCUCUACACCUCUCUUAUGAAUUGCAUGGGCAUAUUCUUGAGCCAGUUUCCUCCGUUUGGUACCUAGGUGUUACCAUUCAAAGAGAUGUCCGCUAGGAUGAGCACACUAACAACAUGUGCAAUCGGGCCAACAAGACCCUUGGGUUCUUAAGGCAAAAUCUGAAGAUUGGCAACUCAAGCAUGAAAGAAAAAGCCUAUAAAGCCUUUGUCCGUCCGCUUUAGAGUAUGCAUCUACAGUCUGGGACCUAUCUACCCAGAAAAGCAUCGACAUUUUGGAGGCGGUCCAGCAAUGGGCAGCUUGCUUUGUCCUGAACUGCUACAGAAACACCUCAAGUGUUGGCAGCAUGCUAGAAACACUGGGCUGGUCACCACUGGAAGAACGACACCGACUACCUAGGCUCACCAUGUUGUACAAGAUAAAAAAUUGGCUGAUCCACUGCUUCAGUAUGGAACAGAAACACGUACAACUUCCCCCUAGACAGCAACGAGGCCACGACAGGCAGUUCCAGCAAAUAAAAACAAGAACUCAGUACAGGAGCUCCUCAUUUCUGCCAAAGACAGUAAGUAAUAAUGGACUGGAACAAGCUUCCAAAAGUAACAGUGAGGCAGCUACAUUUGUGUCUAUUGCCUCCUGUCUUGCAACCCCCAGUUCAUAAUACCACUGCUGAGUAGCCCUUGCAACCAAUGAAGUAUCCCCUUGAGAACCAUGCACAGUAACAUCACAAACCCCUCUGACGCAUAGGAUCAAAAAUGAUCAAUUCAUUGAUCGUGGGCCCUCAAAAUAUAGAAGAAGAAGAUGUUGAUGUGUCAAGUGUCAAAAAUAGCUGCACAAUUUGUAAUGUUGAUGGUAGUGUAAACAUUUUACUCAAAGAUGUUUUUUUAAAAUAUUUUAAGCCUAAUUUAUUAUAGCUGCAAAGUUCACUGAAUGUGUGUAGUUUCCAUACAGGCCACACAGCACUCUUAAUGUGUGUUGAUUUCGGCUGUUUAGAUAGUAACUGCUUACGUAAUGAGUUUAGUAAUAUCCCUGGAAAUGCUCUGAACUCAAAUAUGGCACACCAGUUUAAGAUCACAGACCCUUAUGGUCCAAAAAGGAAAAAAGGAUUUAUCUGCAUGAAUUACCUGUAAGUCUAGAUUGUGAUUUGUGUUGUGACCUAGAUUGGUGUGAAUGUUGGGUAAGGGGAGUUGUGGAUUGUGAAAGUGUUUUGUGAGUUGUUGAUCGUGAGGUCAGAGCGUGAAGUUAGUCCAUGGUGUGGAAUGUUAGUGUAGGCUGAGUUGUUUUGUGUGGUAAUAUAAAAUGGGAAGUGUGUUAGCUAGACGUCAGAAGAAAGGCAGAAGAGUAACAGAAGAAUUGUUAGUCGUCAAAAGUUAUCAGUCAAGAGUUUGUCGAGUAUCGAUAAGAGCGAGUGACACGUUAGUCGAGAGAGUAGUGCUAGGAGAGUGGAUAGUUGGUAGUUGGACUGAUGUGUGUUCCACGCACCAUAGUAUGUUGAAUAGCAGUGUCCUGUUUUGUAACGUAUGCAAUAAAUUAUUAUAUUGUUACACUGGACCUUGUGUUUUAUGUGAGAGAGAGAUUCAUGCACCCUAGAAAACGUAGAAGUAGUCAACCAUAAGAUAAACAAAGAUGUAACAUUUCAAGUAUUGAUGAAGGUCUCAAGUUAUUAAGUUAAAGUCAUAACAAUUUGAAAUCAAUGGAGCACAAAAUGCCUAUCAAUUAAUUGUAAAUGUUUUGGAAAGGUUUGCACAAUUAUAUAUUUUUACUGCCAUAAAAGUUCCAGUAAAACCAGUUGUCCUACAGGCUGAAGAGUGAUGGAAAAUUCAUAUAUUUUUAGACUAAAUUUGGUUUAGAUGAUUUUUUUCCCCAAAACUAUUUCAGAGCCAGUGCUUCAUGGCCCGUGUCCGACAGUGCCAAGUCAAGCUCCGCCUCCUCAAGAAUACUGCAGCUGAGUGCACAUCGAAACCCUCAUCCUGAAUACAGUUUUGAUAGAAGUCCAGAAUGGCAGGUCAAUAGGUCAACCCUAUCUGCUAGCUCAACCCCACGUGUUGAGAAACUUGCAACCCCAAAACGUCGCCUUGAGACAUAUUCAUAUCAUGACCCAUAUUGGGGUUACUUGUAAGUAAUUGGGGAUAUUUUUAAGUAAUUGGGGUUACUUGUAACUAGUUGAGGAUACAUGUAAGUCAUUGGGGAUACUUGUAAGUAAUUGAGGAUACAUGUAAGUAAUCAGGGAUACUUAAAAUUAAUUGGGGAUACAUGUAAUUAAUUGAAGUUACCUGUAAUUAAUUGAGGAUACUUGUAAUUUUUUUUAACUGAACAAAAUGUGUGCAUUUAAGUCCCUUCAAAUUGGCCAAAUCUUCAUUUAAGCCCCUUUAAGUAUGGUAGCAGGUAUAUUUUAUGUAUUUAUUUUCAAGUACAAGUAUCUUGGAUACUGAACAUUUUAACAAAUCAACAACAAUAUGUCAAAGUAACUAACCAAUUAUCUCUAACCAGAGACCACCAUCUGGGCACCACAAGGCUGCGUUCUCUCUCCUGUCCUAUAUACAAUAUAUACAAAUGAUAUUCAAAGCUCAAGCAACACUGUUCCAAUCUUAAAAUUUGCUGAUGAUACCACCAUUGUUGGCUUAAUAUCUGAAGGAGAAGGUUUAUACCGCAACUUAGUUACAAGCUUUAUCAAUUGGUGUGAUGAAAAUUUUCUCCAGUUGAAUGUCUCAAAGGAAAUGGUUGUUGAUUUCAGGAGGGGGAAAUACCAGAUUACAGAUCUCAACAUAAAAAAUCAAAGUGUAGAGAAAGUGGAGGCAUACAAGUACUUAGGUGUCACCAUUAAUAAUAAGCUAACAUGGCAUGAGCACGGUCAAAGGCUGUAUACGAAAUUCAACCAAAGACUGUUCUACCUAAAUAAACUGUAAAAUUUUGGCAUAAACAAGCAAAUCAUUAACUUAUUCUACAGUGCAACAAUUGGAAGCCUACUUAAUUUCAGUAUUACCUGCUGGUGUGGGAAUUCAACAUCUGAUAUUAAACACUGCAUAAACCGACUAAUUAAGAAAUCUAGGAACGUAACACAAACUAAACAUCCUUCACUUGAAGAACUAUUCUCAGAAAGAUUUUUUGUAAAACUAAACACAUUUUGAAUGAUACAUCCCACCCUCUUCAUCACAAAUACUUAGGAUCGGGCCAUUUGGGACGAAUUCUUUCCAUCAGGGCGAGGACUGACAGAUAUAAAAAUUCUUUUGUUCCCCAAUGUGUACGAAUUUACUGGCAUGCUUCCACUGAAGUCACACAUCUUAAUGAGAAUUAAUAAGUCCCCGAUUUGGCUAAGAGAACUCACUGAAUGGCCGUUUGAAAUAAUUUAUUAUAAAUGUCUUGCGUUCAAGUUGUUUUAUUUAUGUGCUGAAAAUGUAUAAUGCAAUCAAAAAACAUUUCCAUUUAUUUGGAUCAAUAAAAGAAUCUGAUCUUAUCUUAUCUGAUUUAAUCAGUCUCCUAAAAUUCACAUCAUUUAUUUUUUUCAUUUAUCCAGUCAUUCAUUCCUUGUGGGCCCAUCUGCGUUCUUUCACAUAUUAACUUUUGAGUUUAUGAUGGACCUACUAGCAAUGUCAGCUAUUCAUCAAAUCUCAUGUCAACCAUGUCAUUUGAUUUAAUUAGCAUAGUCCAGGUUUUCAAGCUUUGAGGUCAGCGUCUAUUGUAUCGUGGCCUCUUUUCUUGAGUAGUUUGCACUGUGUGCCAAUCAGUGGCCUCUUUUCUUGAGUAGUUUGCACUGUGUGCCAAUCAGUGGCCUCUUUUCUUGAGUAGUUUGCACUGUGUGCCAAUCAGUGGCCUCUAGACAUAACUGUGUUGAUAGAAUGCAUCCCUGAUCAAUCCCAGUCUCAACUUUGAAAGGUUCAGUAAUUUGAUCUUUGGUGAAAAUUCUUUGUUGAAAUUUCUCAGAGUGAUUUGAAGUUUUGGGGAAGGCCAAAGUGUUUGAGUACAUUGCAAAUUGACUCUCAUUUUAGGCUGCUAAAUGUGUUUUUGUUGCCUAGGGUCGUGUCCAUUCUUACACUCACAUUUGUCCAUCCCUUCACUCACAGCAUUGGUCCAUCCUUCCACUCACAGGAUUGGUCUACCCUUUCAUUCACAACAUUUGUCCAUCCGUUUACUCUAGGCAUUGGUCUAUAAUAAUUGUUAACCUACCUAAAAUAUAAAAAUGGUUAACUUACCUAAAAUCAGAAGGUAUAUUGGAAAAGAAAACACAAAAUGAACCACAGAAUAAUUUAUAUACAUAAAUUUAUCAAUUAUUAUUAAGUUGAAAGGAUGAAUUAAAACAAAAAUUGACAAUCAACCAUAACAAAUAAUAUGCCUAUAUACUUUGGGCCUACUAUCUCAUUUUAGACAGUCCUCUCUUCUCCACUCUUCUCCGUGGGUUGUUUGGAUAUGCAUCAAGUCUUUUAAGGACAUUUCAAUACAGCUACUGACAUUUGUUUAAUAUUAUAUUUUUUAAGCUCUCCUAUUUCUGAAAAUGCUUUACGAGCAAGUUGUUCAGCCAGAGUGGAGUCCCUAUCCCAUCAUAAAGACUAUCACAAGGUGAAGUAACACAUUUCCUGUUUGUUAAUUUGUCACACUACCACACACAAAAUCAAGUCUUUGAAAUAAAGAGGAAUUUUAAAUAUAAAUAAUUUAAGGAACAAAGUUUUCAUUUGCUCUAAAAUUCCAUUUGUUUUGUUCCUGAAGUGAUGCUGCUGCCUUUGACUUUGAGAGAAAUUAACAGAUUGAUUUAAAAAAUGAGACUGAUAGUCGCUAAAUAAAUAAAUUUUGUCCAUUUGAUUGAUUUGAUAGUAUGACAUGCUAUAAUAAUAAUGUUGAUACUAACAUGCAAAUAUGGAUAGAGACUUUGAAUAUGUGACACAAAAAUGUUUUUGAAGCUGUUAACUGUACAGCAAUUUCAGACCAUUAUUACUGUAUACACUUCAAUAUGACCAUUUUAUUCAUUGAACUUAGGAUUUCAAGGAUGCAAGAUCAAUUCAGUGGCAUGUUUCUGAUGAAGCACUUGCAGCGAUUGCCUCCCUUAGACUACAGCAGUUGUCUCGCCCACCACCAAGGGUGCUGAAGAAAGAGGAUUAUGACCCUUACAGGAUACCCUCCAGUGCCUUAAGGGCACAGACAACACCCAGACUAGAUGAACUGGCGAUGCCCAUUCCACGAAAAGUUCGGACAAAAAGAGUCAUUUAAUUAUAGACUAGACUUAUUUAUUUGCCACAGUCUUAAGGACAUUAAUUUGAUACUUCAAGAAACGUAGAUGAUGAUCAAAUAUUCGUUUCAGUUUGUGAGCAAUUGAUGGUGGCCACAGUCUUUAAUCUGUUUAAAAAUUGUAUCUUAAAAUCUUCUUAUUUAUUAUGCACCAAAAACAACUUUAGAUUUCAAAAUCAUUUCUAUUUGACAAAGGAAGAGCAUUUUAUGAGGAUCUGUUUAAUUUAUUCAUGUUUUGUUUAGAUUGUGUUUAAAUAUUGUUUGUUUCAUUAAAUCAUGUUGGGGGGUCAAACUUUUUCAAGGCUUCUGUUUGUAUUGUGUUAAAUAUUAAUUGUUUCAUAAAAUCAGUUUUGGGUUCAAUAUUUUUUAAGGCUUAUCACUUAUUAUUUGGAUCAUUUUAAAAUAUUCUUUUAAAGACUCAUGUUGAGCACCUAAGUAUUAAUUAUAAAGCUCUGUAAUAUUUAGCCAUAUAUUGCCUUAUGUUGCUGAUCAAAGUUUAGCCAUAUAUUGCCUUAUGUUGCUGAUCAAAGUUUAGCCAUAUAUUGCCUUAUGUUGCUGAUCAAAGUUUAGCCAUAUAUUGCCUUAUGUUGCUGAUCAAAGUAUUUACUCUGAAAUGUUUAGCCAUGUAUUGCCUCAUGUUGCUGAUAUAUUUAUUGUGAAAUGAAGUGUAAGCUUUUAUGUCAUACUUAUUUCAAGCAUGGAUUGUGGGUAAUAUGUAUGUCAAAUGUGCCUCAUGUCACUUUCAUAUCACCUUCUCAAAAUUUAGAUAAUAAUUGAAGGACUGCAUUCAAGCUUUGGAAAUUCCUUACUCAAGAGAACAUUUAAAUAAUCAUAUUUGCAAUUAAAUAAAUUUGCUAAAAAAUAUUUGUAUUUGAAAUAACAAUUCUUACUUCACUGCUAGACAAAAAAAUUUUGUCCCCCCUAACUAUCAGAUUCAUCUAUAUCUAAUCUGAUACAUAGGUCAUUACAAUGUCGUUUUUUUUAGUAGACAAACCAUGUUUUAAAUGCUGUGUAUACAAAAAUAUUAACACAUGUGUAUUUGCUCAAAGAUCAAAUAAUGAGAUUGACAUUUGUAAACCUUUCUUUAAAUUUGUUCUCUAAGACAAAAUCUGUGAUAUUAAAACUGACGCCAGUAACCCACAGCAUUAAUUUAACUCAAGAGGUCUUCUCUAAAAGUUAUACAAUAUAAUGUAUUCAUACAUUUAGAAUUUAUGCCUGUGGCAUAAUUUUAAUUAAAUGCCAUCUAUCCAUGACUUUUGCUAAUAUUUGAUAUCUGCAUUUGACUUGUAAAAGAUUAUACAACAUGUAAAAAAUCUACCAGUUACAUUUAAUAGCCUAUACAUUGCUCCUAAAUAUUUUGAUAUUAAUAUUUUAACUCCUUACCUCCUGUGUUCCCAAAUGUAUUAGGACCAUUAUGCUAUAAAUAGCCUUUUCAAAAAUAAGUAUUUAUAUUUUUUUAAAGUUGGGGUAACCCUUAUUUAUAUUCCACUUAUAAAUUUCAACAAAACCGAUAAAUUAGCACAUCAUUUAUUACAUAUUUUGUUCCUGCUACAUUAGCUUGUACAGAUGAGAUUUGUUUUAUUUUGGGCAAUGUUCUUUAUAACUAUUACUUUUUACUUCAGUAAAAAAAAAUUGUAAAAAGAUGACAUUUAUAAUUGUUUCUAUAUUACAAGGUGAAAUUACAUUUACAUACAGUGUCAUUAUAUUAUAAGUGCCAUUAAAUGUAUAUAAUUUGCCAUUAUAUUAACAUAAGGUGUCAUUAUAGUUAUAUAAGGUGCCAUUACAUUUAUAUAAGGGGCCAAUAUAUAAAUUUAAGAUUUUUAUAAAGAUUUUAGUUCAGUUAUUUUAAAUGACAUCCUUAUUAUACAUCAUGAUAUGUUGAAUUUAACUAGACCAGUAUCUUGGUCAUUACACUGAAAGUUAGUUGGUCAGACCUAAACCAGUAUUAAGGUCAUUACACUGAAAGUUAAUUGGUACAACCUAAACCAGUAUUAAGGUCAUUACAAUGAAAGUUAAUUGGGCUGACCUAAACCAGUUACAAGGUCAUUACACUGAAAGUUAGUUGGUCUGACCUAACCAGUAUUAAGGUCAUUACAAUGAAAGUUAAUUGGUCCAACCUAAACCAGUAUUAAGGUCAUAACACUAAACGUUAGUUGGUCCGACUUAAACCAGUAUUAAUGUCAUUACAAUGAAUGUUAAUUGGUCCUAAAUAAACCAACUUUAAGGUCUUUACAUUAAAUACACAACGAAGCCUUGAUGCAUCCCACUUUUCUCCAGUAAUGUUUAAGAAUAAUUUUUUUUCAAGUCAAUAGUGAUUUAUUUAUUUAUAGUUUUACAAUUUUUUUAUUCCACAUUACUGCACAUUCAUUUUACCUUUCCAUUUGCACAUGUCUUGUUAGCUUCAAUCUGCACAUGUCUUGUUACGUUCAAUCCAUGCAUGUCUUGUUAACUUUAAUCUGCUUAUGUUUUCAAUUCAUUUUCAGAAAUCUUAAAAGGGAUAAAUCCAAUGAAAUUAAAAUUAAUAUCUCUUUAGAAUCCAUUUGGAAUUAGAUGAUUGCCUGAAGUUUAUUUUAACAAUGAUUUUGCUUUAUCAAAACAUUGAGCAGUUUUCUGAUUUGCUGAACCUUUGAUUUGGUGCAUUAACCUAAAAAACAUGAAUCAAUAAAUCACAGCAAUCAGUUUGCUCCCAAAUCUCCACGACCAUUAUAAUUGUUAUGGACCUCACCCAGUGCUCAUAUUUAUUAUUUCAUUAAUAGUAAUUUCUUUAUUAAAUAGGAAUUAAUUGUUUCUAAUUAAUUAUUAAUGUUUUUAGAAGUAUUGCUUGGCUUAGUGAACUGUAAACAUUUUUAUCAUUUUGAAAACAUUGAAAUAAUAAAUUGUUUCAAUUUUUGUACAUUCAUUUUCCGUUCACAUGAAAUAAUAAAUUGUUUCUUCAUUAGUACAUUCAUUUUUGUUCACAAGUCAUUAGUUCUCUGUAUAUUUUCAUUUGGGAAAUUUUCAUUUGCCCUACAUUUUAUGAUGGUUAUAAGUGGGUUACUGGGAUUUUUAUCUGCACAUAGAUGUUAUUGUGUUGCACUUUACACAUGUUAAAAUGAGGCUGUGAUGAGUUGGCCUGUGCUGUGCUCCUUUGAGGUGCAAUAAAGGUGUUAAAUAUAUCUGGCUUUUUAUAUCUGGCUUUUGGCUCUUAUAAAGAAAUAUGAAAUGUUUUGUUUUUUGUUUGUUUUUUUAAAUAUAUGUUUUAACUUAAAUAAUUAGACUUUUAAAAUUACUUGGCU
This is a messenger RNA of Lymnaea stagnalis (great pond snail), 10721 nucleotides long. NCBI's taxonomy places the organism in Eukaryota, Metazoa, Mollusca, Gastropoda, Lymnaeidae. The record is from the annotation of a GenBank genome assembly.